This is a messenger RNA of Zingiber officinale, 1507 nucleotides long. RefSeq lists its product as uncharacterized. The transcript has a single exon. Lineage: Eukaryota; Viridiplantae; Streptophyta; Magnoliopsida; Zingiberales; Zingiberaceae. The record is from RefSeq and is a predicted model, not a curated record. Bases 258 to 1331 code for a protein of 357 amino acids.
UCACAACCUAUCAUUUACCUGGAUGAUUAACCAAUCGACCAAUGUAAAGGGAAGGAUGAUUCCUUUGUGGAAUUGCGCUAUGAUUUCUCUCCGUUUUGUUCGACGACUCUAUACCAACCAAUGGCUCAAGUGCACGGUGAACCCGACGGAAUCGAACUUUUAACAGCGAUGGGACAAAGACGUCCUCUUGGCUCUUUUUCAUUGCUUCAUCCUCUUCUAUUCCCUCUGCCAUUUUCUCUUCUUCCAAUGACAGAUCGAUGACUGCUGCGCGAUCCUACGCUUCCUCCUCCUCUUUCCUCCUCCUCUUCCUCCUCCACCUUGCCUGCUUCUUCCUCCGUUCUCGUGACGGAGACGAUCGAACUCGGAAGCACAAGAUCACCGCUUCAUCCUCGCUCCCGAACUUCUGUCCGCCCUCCCAUUCCACUCCGAACCCCUCCAAAUUUCUCUCCCUCCGAUCCUAUCUCCGCCGCUUCCUCUGCUUCCGUGACAAUCAUGAACAACAACAAGAAGCUCCGCCACCAAGCGAUUCAACUCCCAUUCAACUGAUAGCUUUGUCACCGGAUCGCAGUCCAAAUGGGAAAGUUAAUGCCUACGUUGCCGUGUCAGCCGACGUGGCCAUCCACCCCUGCGCGUCCUGCGGCGAGGUCAUGAACAAGGCGCAACUCCUCGACCUCCACCAGGCCACGAUGCACUCCCUCUCCGAGCUUUCGCCCUCCGAUUCCGGCCAUAAUAUCGUCCGCAUCAUCUUCGAGUCGGGCUGGCGAGGCACAUCGCCGGUCAUCGUCCGUCGGGUCCUCAAGAUACACCACACGACGCGCGCCCUCGCGCGCUACGAGGAGUACCGCGACGCCGUCCGAGAUCGCGCGGGGAGGAAAGGGUGCGCCGCCGACGGGAGGUGCAUCGCCGACGGGAAUGAGCGGCUGCGGUUCUACUGCACAACGACGCUCUGUUCGUGGGACGCCCGGGCGGCAGGGGGCGUGUGCAGGAACCCGUUCUGCUGCGCCUGCGCCGUGGUGCGCCACGGGUUUGCCGGGAAGAGCGCCGACUUGGAUGGGAUCGCGACACACGCUACAAGCUGGGGCGCGCAUGCGGCGCUGCCGGAGGAGCUGGAAAGGGAGUUCGCAUUCCUGGGGGCGCGGCGAGCGAUGCUGGUUUGCCGCGUGGUGGCGGGGAGGGUGCUACGUCGGGGCGUCGUGGAGGAAGAUAAGUUGGAGAAAGGCGCGGGGUUCGACUCGGCUGCAGCGGCGGCGGCAGGGGGCGGCGACGAGCUGCUGGCUGUCUUCAGUCCGAGGGCGGUGCUGCCGUGCUUCGUGGUCAGUUACUCAGCCUGAGGUGGAAGUGGCGGGUCCCGCAGCUGCUAUUGAAGUUAGUGGUCAUAUGACUCACAUAAGCCUGUAUCUCCGCGUUGUAAUAUGCCGCGAUCAUAUGCCAGCUACGGACUCCAUGUAGUUUUAACUACCUUGUCGUGUAAUUUAAUGCUCCUAUCGAAUCUAUGCGCUAUUAUAAA